AUGUCAACAUUGCUUUACUCGAACAAACGUCUUGAAAUGAUUUAUUUAAUGAACGUUUCUCUGUAUUUUGAAAAAUUUGGAGAUGUCCAACACUUUAUUAAAAUAAACAAAAAAUGUCACCAGACUAUUUGUUCUCUUCAUGUAAAUCCAUUUUUCCUUUCUAUAUCAGACAUUUUUCGUUUUGAAAAACACUUCCACCCAAACACAUUAAACUUCAAUGACUGUGAAUAUCAAAACAUACCAAAAAGAAAACGCGGAACUCCAAAUAACGUUGAAGCCUUUUUGGAACAAAUCACUUCGAAUUUACUUCGAAACGUCCCAAAUAGCAUUUCUCAGAUAAUUUGGGACCGCGGGUUCUCACAUUAUAAACAGUUUAUUAGUAAAGUUGAAUCAAUUUAUAUCGACUUUCCUACCGAAAAUAGAGACUUUGAAAUACAAAAUUUCUUCGGUGCCGAGACACGAAACCCACAUGAUCUUACACAAUUAUUUGACCACAUCAGAGUCCUUAAAACAUCGCCAAUAACACUAUUCCUGCUCUUGUCGCAAUUCAAUCUCAAACAUUUGGAUUGUAAAAAAUUUCCACAAAGAGUCGAAUUGUACAUUGAAGAACGCUCUUUUAAAAUGUAUCCAAUAACGUCGUUUUUGGAAAUGUUGGAUGAAAAUAUCAAGAAACUAAAAUUUGAAGUUGUGUUCUUCUGGAAAUUUAUUGACGAUAAUACUUUGUAUUUCUAUGAUAAUAAGUUGGAUGGAAAAUGGGGAAAUAAAAUGUAUUUUGAGUACAUUAAUGUCCACGGAGAAAGAUCAUACAAACUCUGGGAUUUUGAAAUGAAAGAUAAAAUUACACAAAGAAUGAAAAUAAUUAAAAAACAAACACCGUUUUAUUAUUAA
Messenger RNA from Entamoeba invadens IP1, 888 nucleotides. RefSeq lists its product as hypothetical. Bases 1 to 888 code for a protein of 295 amino acids. The transcript has a single exon. The record is from RefSeq and is a predicted model, not a curated record. Lineage: Eukaryota; Evosea; Mastigamoebida; Endamoebidae.